This is a messenger RNA of Metschnikowia bicuspidata var. bicuspidata NRRL YB-4993, 2535 nucleotides long. RefSeq names its product putative E3 ubiquitin-protein ligase. The transcript has 2 exons. The record is from RefSeq and is a predicted model, not a curated record. Lineage: Eukaryota; Fungi; Ascomycota; Pichiomycetes; Serinales; Metschnikowiaceae. Gene Ontology annotation, molecular function: ubiquitin protein ligase activity. Gene Ontology annotation, biological process: protein polyubiquitination. Bases 1 to 2535 code for a protein of 844 amino acids.
AUGGCGAGGCAGUGCGGCGCGGCGCAGGAAAUAAUAGGCAGAUGCACGUGCUGUGGCACGGUCUUGGUCUCGGAGAGCGACGCCACAAAGUUCUUCUGUGCCCAGUGCCAGACGACCUGUUUGUGCACGGAUUUCGACAGCACGCAGCCGCCGUCCGUCCACCCGGUGUCCUCGGCCCGCGUGGAUCACAUGGCCGCCACCUGUCUCCGGGGCGAGCGGGCAAAAAGCGCCCACGAAUUGCAUGUGAAGUUGAAGCCUUUGCUGGACUACUUGAUGGCCGCGUUUUCCAGCAUGGCGUGUCUCAACAGCUCGUUCAAGAUCAAGCCACGCAGCCGCCGGGCCCACUACUCUUGCAGCAACGUGGACUUUGCCGACGUGCGCAGGACGUUUGGUAUUUUGCUUCUGCUCCCGUCGAAAAAACCGCUCUACUGUGCGUUGACUGGUGCGAGAAACUGCCUCAGGCGGCUACCGAUCAGCCUCUGUGACGACGCGCGGAAUCUUCACUGGGCCAUGGUGCUUUUGGAGAUCCCUAUCUUGCACAAGGCCUUGAACAACUGGGACUCUGCAGGGAACACGGUGCCGAAAUCCAUGGCCGAGGUCCCGGAGAUCCAGGCGCUCUGUUACGAGAUUGUUAAGCGGGUGCUCGGCGUCUUGAGCCAGGCGGAGUCCCGCGUCUCGGGCAACUACCUUGCCAGCUGGUUCCUGAAGCUCUCCCGGGACGACUUCUCAAAGAAGGUGGACCUCAUUAACUUGUACAUCACGUUCCAGUUGAAGAGGUAUCUUUUCCUCGCCAACAAUCUGGAUGUCAUGCGAAGAGGCAGCCUGGGCGCCCAGGAAGCGGCGGCCCCGCAACUGCAGCGGCACACUAGCUGCAAUUCCCACAUGGCCCUCGACGACGAAUACUUCCACUUGAGCCAAUUGAAGGAAGAAAUGGGGCAAGCCCCAGACGAGGCUCCUGGCUGGUCACGGGGUGCGCCGGCACUACCGAGGAAAUCCGCAGGCAAGAAGAAGCAGGACCUCAAGAUUCGCUUCCACCAGUACACGUCCAACUACCACUUGCGCACGGCGUCGGGUGCUCUCGGCCUUUUUGUCAAAGCCAACUACAUCCGUUUGAGUGACGACAGGCUUCCUGUAAACGCGUUCUACAACUCGCUCGUGGACUUUGUCAACGUCAAGCUCGAUUUCGACUCUUGGCUGAGCAAGAAAAAAACUGUGAAACAGCUGUCCAAGACUGAGCCCGCGCUACAAACUGUCAUUGACUACAUACAUGGGACUUCGGAGAACUAUCUCCUGGUCUACGAGCGGCCCCAGUGCUCGCUGUUCUACAUGUGCCAAUACCCGUUCCUCAUCUCCUUGGGGGGUAAGAUUUCCAUUCUCGAGUACGAGGCGCGCCGCCAGAUGGAGCGCAAGGCCGAAGAGGCAUUCAUCAACUCGUUGGACAAGCGCAUAGCCUUGGAUGUGUACUUCAAAGUGCGCGUGCGCCGAGAUCACAUAGUUCAGGACUCGCUCAUGUGCAUCGAGCUCAAUCAAAACAACUUGAAGAAGAGUUUACGAGUGCAGUUCAUCAAUGAGCCCGGAGUUGAUGCUGGAGGGUUGAAGAAGGAAUGGUUCUUGCUAUUGACCCGCGCAUUGUUCAGCUCCAGAACAGGUAUGCUUCACAAUGUGGAGCAGUCCAACUUGCUUUGGUUCAAUGUGAUACCCAUGAGAGACCUCGAGAUAUACUACUUGUUCGGUGCGGUGUUAGGCUUGGCGAUCUACAACUCUACGAUUUUGGACCUUAACUUUCCUUUGGGCUUGUACAAGAUUUUGCUCGACUUACCCGUUGGUCUCGCCGACUACAAAGACUUAUACCCAGAAGCAGCGCGCAACUUGUUCAAGUUGAGAGAAUACACUGCCGAUGAGCUUGAUGCCGUCAACUUGGUGUUUGACGUAACAUUCCUGGAUGUUUAUGGUAAAUACCAUCAUCGCAAUUUGAUUGAAAAUGGCAGCAACGUGGCUGUCACAGUUCACAACAGGGAGAUGUACAUCGACAAGUACGCGAGAUUCUUUCUCGUUGAAGGCAUUGAGGCCCAGCUAAGAGCUCUCAAAAACGGGUUUUCGAGUGUUGUUGAUGGAAACGCUUUCUCCUUAUUUCUGCCAGACGAGAUUCAAUUGCUUCUUUGCGGUAGUGAGCAAAAAAGUUUUGAUGUCGAUAUUCUCAAGUCUGUCACUAAGUACUCUGGAUGGGGUAGAAAAGAGGAUGCCGAGAACUCCUUGACGGUGAAAUGGUUCUGGGAAUAUAUGUCAGGACUCACAUUCCAACAACAGAAGCAGUUGUUGCUAUUCGUUACAGGGUCAGAUCGAGUGCCUGCCACGGGCAUUCAGAAUUUGAGUCUUCGAAUCAGCCGAUUGAGUAAUGGUAGAGACAGUGAUCGACUACCAACCGCACACACUUGUUUCAAUGAGCUUGCCAUUUACGAAUACAGCUCGCGAGAGAAGAUGAUUGACAAGCUCUCGAAAGCAAUCUACAUGCUGGCCGGAUUCGGCAUCCAGUAA